CUAUGUCUCAAAAUUACCAACAACUAUCUUACAACCAUCGGAUAUGCCCUUAAUAGCAUCAUCCUUCUUUUUCUAAGAAAACAACUUAGUAGCAUCAUCUCAUCCACGAGGGUGGGGCAGAGUGGCUGCCGCUUAAACAAGUCAAUAACAACGAUUUUAACAAGAUGCUCUUGAGGACGGAUGAUUCCCCACAACCCCACACCACACUGCCACCACGCACCCCACCCCACCCCACCCCGAAAGAUCGAUAGGAUCAGUGUGGCUGGCCGCAUCUCUCCGCCACCGGUUUCAGCUCCCGCACAGCACCACGUUGCCCGUCCCGAUCUGCCGUGCAGGCAGCCACAUGACAUGAGCCGCCAUUGUUUCUACACACUUACUUCGAUGGAGAAGAAGAUCCUCCCCCUUCCCCUUCCCACGCGCAGGCGCAGCCAAAGCACCCGUCGUCUUUCUAGGACAAUCGUGGAAAAGUAGGUAGGUAGGUGGGUGGGUGGGGUGGCAGUCCAUUGCUAUCCUCUCCUCCUAGCUCGCUCUAGAUAUCAGACUUCUCCUUUGCUUUGCCCGAUUGACGUCACUUUCCGAUGGAUGCCAUGGCGGUGUGAGCAGUAAGCAGUUCCUCUGAGCUGCUGUGAGCUCCGGCGAGAAAGAAGCAGGAAGGUCUGGAGCCAUGGGGGAGGUCGCGGCAGAGAUGUACACCCAGGACGGCACCGUCGACAUCAAGGGCAACCCGGCCCUCAAGAAGGACACCGGCAACUGGCGCGCCUGCCCCUACAUCCUCGCGAACGAGUGCUGCGAGCGGCUGGCCUACUACGGCAUGAGCACCAACCUGGUCAACUUCAUGAAGGACCGGAUGGGCAUGGCCAACGCGGCGGCGGCCAACAACGUCACCAACUGGGGCGGCACCUGCUACAUCACCCCGCUCAUCGGCGCCUUCCUCGCCGACGCCUACCUCGGCCGCUUCUGGACCAUCGCCUCCUUCAUGAUCAUCUACAUCUUCGGCCUGGGCCUGCUCACCAUGGCCACCUCCGUGCACGGCCUCGUGCCCGCCUGCGCCUCCAAGGGCGUGUGCGACCCCACGCCCGGCCAGUCCGCCGCGGUCUUCAUCGCGCUCUACCUCAUCGCGCUCGGCACCGGCGGGAUCAAGCCCUGCGUCUCAUCCUUCGGGGCCGACCAGUUCGACGAGCACGACGACGUGGAGCGCAAGAGCAAGAGCUCGUUCUUCAACUGGUUCUACUUCUCCAUCAACAUCGGCGCGCUCGUGGCCUCGUCGGUGCUGGUGUACGUGCAGACGCACGUGGGCUGGAGCUGGGGCUUCGGCAUCCCCGCCGUCGUCAUGGCCAUCGCCGUCGGCAGCUUCUUCGUCGGCACGCCGCUGUACCGCCACCAGCGCCCCGGCGGCAGCCCGCUCACCCGCAUCGCGCAGGUGCUCGUCGCCGCCACGCGCAAGCUGGGCGUCGCCGUCGACGGGUCGGCGCUGUACGAGACCGCGGACAAGGAGUCCGGCAUCGAGGGGAGCCGCAAGCUGGAGCACACGCGGCAGUUCAGGUUCCUCGACAAGGCGGCGGUGGAGACGCAGGCCGACAGGACGGCGGCCGCGCCGUCGCCCUGGCGGCUGUGCACGGUGACGCAGGUGGAGGAGCUCAAGAGCGUGGUGCGCCUGCUGCCCAUCUGGGCAAGCGGCAUCGUGUUCGCCACGGUGUACGGGCAGAUGAGCACCAUGUUCGUGCUCCAGGGCAACACCCUGGACGCCUCCAUGGGGCCCAAGUUCAAGAUCCCCUCCGCCUCCCUCUCCAUCUUCGACACCCUCAGCGUCAUCGCCUGGGUGCCCGUCUACGACCGCAUCCUCGUCCCCGCCGUGCGCUCCGUCACCGGCCGGCCGCGCGGGUUCACGCAGCUCCAGCGCAUGGGCAUCGGCCUCGUGGUCUCCAUGUUCGCCAUGCUCGCCGCCGGCGUGCUCGAGCUCGUCCGCCUCCGCACCAUCGCGCAGCACGGGCUGUACGGGGAGAAGGACGUGGUGCCCAUCUCCAUCUUCUGGCAGGUGCCGCAGUACUUCAUCAUCGGCUGCGCCGAGGUGUUCACCUUCGUGGGGCAGCUCGAGUUCUUCUACGACCAGGCGCCCGACGCCAUGAGGAGCAUGUGCUCCGCGCUCUCGCUCACCACCGUGGCGCUCGGGAACUACCUCAGCACGCUGCUCGUCACGGUGGUGGCCAAGGUGACCACCAGGGGAGGCAAGCAAGGGUGGAUCCCGGACAACCUCAACGUCGGUCACCUCGACUACUUCUUCUGGCUGCUCGCCGCGCUCAGCCUCGUCAACUUCGCCGUCUACCUGCUCAUCGCCAGCUGGUACACCUACAAGAAGACCGCCGAAGAUUCUCCGGACGCCAAAGGAGGAGCUCAUGAUCAGUGAGUGACUGACUGACAUGCUCUGUCUGCGAUUGGUGUCUGAAUGUGUUCAAGAGACAAAACAUAAUACAGUACUAGAUUGUUGAAAGAAGAAGAAAACAAGGAUUGGGACUUCAGAGCUCAGAUAGGUGAAAUUAAGGGAGGGAAAUGAAAUGCAUGGUGUGGUUUGUGACCUCAAGAAUCAAGAGUGUUGUGUUGUUGAUUAAUUCUAGUGCUUGGAAAAAUCUGGCAGAAACAAAGUUCAGAUGUCAAGUUCUUUA
Molecule: messenger RNA, 2660 nt
Organism: Hordeum vulgare subsp. vulgare (domesticated barley)
Lineage: Eukaryota; Viridiplantae; Streptophyta; Magnoliopsida; Poales; Poaceae
Product: protein NRT1/ PTR FAMILY 8.2-like
Exons: 3
Coding region: 665-2404 (579 amino acids)
Biological process (GO): transmembrane transport; oligopeptide transport
Cellular component (GO): membrane
Molecular function (GO): transmembrane transporter activity
Source: RefSeq, a predicted model, not a curated record